Messenger RNA from Suillus subaureus, 775 nucleotides. RefSeq lists its product as uncharacterized. The transcript has 3 exons. Lineage: Eukaryota; Fungi; Basidiomycota; Agaricomycetes; Boletales; Suillaceae. The annotation marks the transcript as partial. The record is from RefSeq and is a predicted model, not a curated record.
AUGCCAGCUGCUCAUCGAGUCCCCGAGGGUAGCCCUGUUGCUGCAUUUCUAUCUGAAUAUGCUUCUGACACUGAGGUAUAUGUUAGCCAUCUUGACACCACUGACGUGAGGCACUUCCUUUUCAUGCUGGGUGCCAAUAUUGCAUGGUCUUUUCUGCUUGGCAAACGCAUAUACGGCGCUCUGCACCGCUACGGCAUCCUGUUCAUCCUUGGGAAAAUACUACCAAUACUCAAGGCCCCACCUCCUGUGGUGAACUGGCCUUUAGCAGGUCAACUGUGCAUGGACAUGUUUUUAUUGUCCGUCUUGCUGCCCUUGAUCAACAACUUCAUCACCAUCAUCAAACUGCGAUACCAUCAUGGAUUUCCAAAAUCUGAAAUUGUCUUCCGAAAACCUAGUUCAGCAACCGUUGCAGAUAUUGUUUCUCAGCCUCCGGACAAAAGGGAUUCAUACAUGAAUGAAGUUCUGCGUCGUGCCGUUGAUCCCGAGGAAUUCAAACAACCAACUUGGGGUAUGCCCUGGGAAGAGUGGACCGUGGACUUCCGGGCGAUGGCAGUUGCGUACGAGGCGGAGAAGAAGGGUUUGAUUUCUAGAGAUGCAUGGGAGCUAAGCGUAUGGAUGAAGAUGAAGGAAGGCUGGACCGUAAUUGAGCACGGGAAAGUCAGUGACCCCUUAAGCCAAGUUGGUAUGAUGGAAAAGCUUCAACGUAAACUCACUGCCAUGGGCAAACGACACGUGUUUACUCAGAUGAUGGAAGUUAUUCAGGUCAAGACUGUCG